ACCAACAUUCAACGCUCAUUUCCGACAACUACUCUAACCAUACACAAGCUAAUUGACCUAGCAGCAUUACUCGUCGAAUUCAUCAACUAUGCGCCUCUCGGACAUGCCUUUGAGAGGUUGAAUUUAGAGGACGUGUUGGGCGUGUUGCGGCACGGAUGCGGUAGUGGGCGCGGCAGCAAUUCUAGAGCACCCACUUUACAAUAACCUGUCACUCUCGACAGGCACCUGCUAGUUACAAUCUGUUAUAUACAGACCUCCGAGUCAGACACAACACACUAUGCGGCACAGCCAUUUUGGAGCAACCUGCUCCUGCGAAGAUGCGCAACGCAGUCCCAGCGCUUGGGUAUCUUGCCGACCUAUCAGAGAAAACGGGUCGCAAGCAGACUACUGUGCCAUAUUGUGGUGAUCUGUCUCUUACAGACUGUGCUCAGAUUGCGAACUGGGUCUACCAUCGCAUCCCUGGUGCAUCAAAACGAAUUGUUAAUUGGCUAAACUGUGCUACCUAUGCGCAUGCAUGCACUAUUGUAAUUGCAAAACGGAAGAAGAAUCGACUCCAGGAGAUGGCCGAACAUAUUUUGACUGAACGUCGCUCAGCAGCACUUGACGUGGACUCCAAGUCAGUUCCUACUCCCGAAGAGGAAGCAAAUGCAACCUAUUAGCUAGCCUUUCCAUCACUGUGAUAAGAAUUUGGUAGCCAUUUAUACAUUCCUAUCUUCGAUAGAUAAUCCUGUGGAAAUUUGAU
This is a messenger RNA of Suillus fuscotomentosus, 742 nucleotides long. RefSeq lists its product as uncharacterized. The record is from RefSeq and is a predicted model, not a curated record. Bases 318 to 659 code for a protein of 113 amino acids. The transcript has 2 exons. NCBI's taxonomy places the organism in Eukaryota, Fungi, Basidiomycota, Agaricomycetes, Boletales, Suillaceae.